UAAAUAAAAGUUUUGUGUUUGUUAAUAAUUGAGAUUUCAUUUUUACUCUCUCCUUUCUGUGAAUUAUAACUAGUUAAACUCGAUUUAGCGCCAUAGUAACAGUUUGUUUUCAUUGUUGUUGCUACGGAUCCGAUUCGUAAAAAUAUCUUGAUUUCAAUCAUAAUAACUUAGUUUAAUUCUAUGAUAAAUACCUAACGUAUUGCGUCGUGUUUCGUUAUUGAGUUACAAUUAAGUUUUGUCUUGCCUGUAAUUAAUUUUUUAUACAUUUUAAGAAGCAGCCCUGAACAGCGGUUUACGGUUCUACGUUGUAUAAGCUUACAUUACAAUUAGUUAACAAUCAAACACAUAAAAGGUACAUUUAUAAUCUAUAUUGUAAUACAAGAAAAACAAUUAUGGAAGUUAUUAUGCAAGAACACUUCGAAAAAAUGUAUCAAUUCUAUGAGGACAAAGAGUUUUGUGAUGUAACCUUGGUUACCGAUGAAGGCUUAAAAAUAGAAGCACACAGAAAUAUACUGGCUUCUGCGAGUAAUGUAUUUUAUACGAUGUUCAGCGGUCAGUUUAAAGAAAGAAACGAAAAUGAGAUUCUUAUAAAAGAAAUAGAUUCUGAAAUUUUAGAAUUGGUGUUGAAAUUUGCAUAUACUUGUAAACUGGAUAUUAAAGAAAAUAAUUGUGAAAAACUGUUGAUGGCUGCUAAUAUGUAUGGUCUAAAUCAUAUAAAAGAGUUAUGUUUUAAAUAUAUUAAAGAAAACAUAAAUCCUACAAAUUGUGUGUGUUUUAUGAAAAAUUCCAAAUUAAUAUCAGAUGAAAAGAUUUACAAUUUUUGUUGGUCUUAUUUUUUAAACCAUUUCACUACAAUUGUGAAUUUGGACCAAGCACUAGAAACACUUUAUGACUUUGAGUUUGAUGAUGUUGUCGAGUUUAUUGCACGUGAUGAUUUAGUAAUAGAUUCUGAAGAAAAGAUAUUUGAUUUUAUCAUUGGUUGGAUACGCUAUAACACAGAUGACCGUAAUGACUUGUUACCGGUUCUUAUGAAAUAUUUACGUUUGGCUUUAAUUUCAAAAGAAGGACUACAAAAGAUUUAUAAUGAACCAUUAGUGAGAAAUAAUAAUGAUGUUAUGAGAGGCAUGUUAGAAACAAUUAUUACUCACGACUGUUUAAAACCAUCAUAUACUCAAGGAAGAUCUACUCAAAUUGAAUCAUCAAAUAUUAUUUUUGCAAUCACUGGUCAUUCAAACAGUGCCGGUUCCUAUGUAAAGUAUAUGGAUAUUAGCAACGUUAAUGACUUAAAUUGGAAAUCAAGCGAUCAUUUAUUUUUUUUGCCUCCCCGUAAAGGCUCAAAGAUGGUAGUCUCUGAUAAUGGGAUAAUACUUGCGAUUGAUGGUUCUAAUGACUCUGGUGUUAAUGUAAAUCUUGUAGACGAGCUUGAUCUUAAGUUAAAAUCAAAACAAUGGGUUUCUACAUGGCCAAUGAAUCGAUCGCGAAAAAAUUUUGCUGUUUGUACUUACAAGCAGUACAUAUAUGUCGUUGGAGGCUAUGAUUUAUCAAAUAGUAAUCGUUUGAAUUCUGUAGAAUACUAUGAUAUAAUUUCAAAAGUAUGGAUCGAAAUUACUGAGCCAAUGUCUACUGCUCGAUCCUCGUGCAGUGCUGCAGUAUUUAAUAAUAAAUUAUAUGUUUUUGGUGGAUGUGAUAAUUAUGAUUCUCUUGCAACUGUAGAGUACUAUGAUCUUGAAAAGAAACACUGGCAACAACUCGAUCCUAUGCCGAUAUGUAAUUAUAGCAUGGGCGUGUCAAGAAUAGAUAAAGUCCUUUAUCUCAUUGGUGGUUCUUGUGCACUUCGACGAGUUUUUAAAUUCGAUUUACAACAUUUCAAAUGGGAAGAAAUGCCUAACAUGAACAUGGAUUGUAAUGGAUAUUGCUCAACAAGUGUUGGUAUCAUGAAAAACGAUUUAUUCGUGUUUGUGAAUAAUCAAGGAAAACUUCAUUGUGAAAGAUAUGACAGAGGAAAAAAUCAAUGGCAAUUGGUUGAUAGGGUAGGAGAGUCAUUAAACCUAACUAGUCAUAUCAUUACUUUCAAUGAUAUUACUCUUAAAUCCUAUGGUAUUCAAUUAUGAUAAUAUUUUUUUUUUAAAUACCUUUUUGUGAAUUCCAUUUAGUCUUAAAUUUAUUUAUACAUUUUGUUGUUGAUUUUUAUUUGUAUUUGUUAAUACUUUGGAAGAACUUCAUUGUGAAAUAUGUUACACAGAGAAUACAUGGCAUCUGGUUGUCUGGGCAGAAGAGACUUCAAACGAUUUUGUUAUAAUAUUGUUUUAGUAUAAUAGUAUUCACUUAUAAUAUAACUUUUUAGUAAUUAAAUCCAAUUUGUUGUAUCUUAAAUACAUGCAUUAUAACUAUAUACUCGUAUUUAAAAGUAAUGUUUUUUUAUGUGUUUAUUGUCUAUUUGGAAAAUAUAAAAUAAA
This is a messenger RNA of Adelges cooleyi (spruce gall adelgid), 2456 nucleotides long. RefSeq names its product kelch-like protein 2. NCBI's taxonomy places the organism in Eukaryota, Metazoa, Arthropoda, Insecta, Hemiptera, Adelgidae. The record is from RefSeq and is a predicted model, not a curated record. The transcript has 11 exons. The coding region runs from base 393 to 2111 and encodes 572 amino acids. Gene Ontology annotation, molecular function: protein binding.